AUGUCUGGUAACGGUGCUCAGGGUACUAAAUUCAGAAUUUCUCUAGGUUUGCCAACCGGCGCCAUCAUGAACUGUGCUGACAACACUGGUGCCAGAAACCUGUACAUCAUGGCUGUCAAGGGCUCUGGUUCCAGAUUGAACAGAUUGCCAGCCGCCUCUUUGGGUGACAUGGUUAUGGCCACUGUCAAGAAGGGUAAGCCUGAAUUGAGAAAGAAGGUCAUGCCAGCCAUCGUUGUGCGCCAGUCCAAGCCAUGGAGAAGAAAGGACGGUGUCUUUUUGUACUUCGAGGACAACGCCGGUGUCAUCGCCAACCCUAAGGGUGAGAUGAAGGGUUCUGCCAUCACUGGUCCAGUCGGUAAGGAAUGUGCUGACUUGUGGCCAAGAAUCGCUUCCAACUCUGGUGUCGUUGUGUAA
Messenger RNA from Lachancea thermotolerans CBS 6340, 414 nucleotides. RefSeq names its product 60S ribosomal protein uL14 (gene RPL23A). Gene Ontology annotation, cellular component: cytosolic large ribosomal subunit; ribosome. Lineage: Eukaryota; Fungi; Ascomycota; Saccharomycetes; Saccharomycetales; Saccharomycetaceae. Bases 1 to 414 code for a protein of 137 amino acids. The record is from RefSeq and is a predicted model, not a curated record. Gene Ontology annotation, molecular function: structural constituent of ribosome; large ribosomal subunit rRNA binding. Gene Ontology annotation, biological process: translation. The transcript has 2 exons.